AUGGUUGUCGAACUGCCCCGGGGACAAGCCUUCAACGAUCGUUGCCCAGCAACGCCAUCCAUACUCCCCACCGACACAACCGUCAAGUGUUUUCUGCACCAGCGACCGAAGGGGGACUCUCAGGGCUCGGAAGCCAAGCUCGGCCGGGCUGACAGUGGAAUGGAAAGGCUGGCCCCUGAGAUUAAGCACACCCCGGCCACCACAGCUGCGGGAGGUGAAAUAACCCCUUCGGAAAACACCAAGGUCCAAGGUCCCAGAACCAACCGUCCAAAAAAGGUGGGAGGUGCUGAUGGCACAGUCGACCGAGUGUUCAAGCGGAAGCACAAAGGAAAAUUUACGGGUGCUAUCUUCAUCCACGCCGGCGCCGGCUUUCACAGUCAUCAGAACGAGCGAGUCCAUCUAGAGGCUUGCAGCGAUGCGGCUUCCAUGGGGAUGAAAUUCCUCAAAUCAGGUGCCACUGCAACGGAAGCUGUCGAAGCUGCUCUGCGUGUCCUCGAAGACAAAGAAAUCACCAACGCGGGUUAUGGCUCUAAUUUGUCGAUGGACGGGACCGUGGAAUGCGAUGCAACUAUCGUUGACCAUUUAGGAAGAAGCGGUGCCUGCGGAGCAGUUCCCAACAUCAGAAAUCCAAUCUGUCUCGCAAAGCUGAUUCUAGACAAGAGCAACCAGCCGUUAUCGUUGCGUCGAGUACCCCCGAACAUCUUGGUAGGGGAGGGCGCCAAAAACUUCUCGGUGGAAAAUGGGAUGCAAAUCGUGCCCAAUGACUACCUCAUAUCCAAGAACGCGAGAGAUCGAUUCCUACGCUGGCAGGAGGAUCUCAAACGAGCUGAGGACAAAGUCAAGCAAGCAGGCACCCGCAAAACACUCGAGGAACCAGCUGAGAACUGUCAGCAGUAUGACAACAUGCCGACAACGGUUCCCUCCCGGAUCUACCAAAGUCAGCAGAGAGACCAUGCCAAUGCUAUUCUCAAUGGAACAUGGAACGAGGGCCAGCCAGAUUCACCCCACCGAGGCUCACCGGUGCCCGAGCAGAUGCAGGGCUAUCCUCGGAUUACACCUCCGAGGGCAACAAUUGAGAGAUCCCCAUUGAGUCACGUAGGAGCCUCAACACCCUCCGUCAACAGAUCUCGACCUCACCUGCUGCAAGAGAGAGACCCUCUGACAUCCUCUCCCAGCCACUUGGCGGAAGAGGGAAAUCGUGAUGGCACAAUGUCAUCUCAGUGGACAGACGGGGCUAGACAUGCAAGCACAAUUGCACAAUUGCAGGGUUGCAGCCCUCGUGGACUUAAGAGGCCGUUUUCUGCGACUGAAUUGGAUCACGAGGACGUCAUCACCGACACUGUUGGAGCCAUAGCUAUCGACGAAAGAGGGAACAUUGCGGCAGGUUCAUCCUCUGGAGGCAUCGGAAUGAAGCAUCGCGGACGUAUAGGCCCCGCUGCUCUGGUUGGCAUCGGUACUGCUGUCGUUCCCUGCGAUCCCGAAGAUCCAGACAAAGUCAGUGUUGCCGCGGUGACCAGCGGUACGGGAGAGCACAUGGCCACCACCAUGGCGUCUCAACGGUGUGCUGAACGAAUCUAUGGCAGCACCCGUCGUGGACCGAACGGCAGAGACAUCGAAGAGUGGGACGAAGACGCUAUCAUGGAGUCCUUCAUCACGAACGACUUCAUGGGCCACCCUGGCGUCAAAAACUGCAACUCGGUCGGGGCAAUUGGUGUAAUGACAGUCAAGAAGACACGGACAGGGUACUACUUAUACUUUGCCCACAACACUGACUCUUUCGCACUCGCCUCGAUGGGUGGUUCCGAUAAGGAGCCCGUGUGCGUCAUGUCUCGUCUUGGAGAGUCAGCUCAACCGGGGGUUGAACGAGCACAGCCAAAGAUGAUGAGUUUAGACGGCACACUUUCGUGGUCAAAUGGCGCAGAGUUGAACAUCAACACGGCUAGACCUGAGAGAGCCAGGAGCGAUUGUAGUUAUUCUUACUUGGUAGUGAUACCCCUUCUUAGUGCAGCAUGCAUUCCUCCUAGAGCAUCAUCAUCUGGAGGAAACGAAGUAUAUCCAUGCAGUCCCGCCCCUUGGUCUGCGAUGGAAUUCGCUACUCGCUAUGAUCAGAUUCGAGUAACUGGGUGCCACUCGCGAUACGGAGCCGCCUUGAGACUUCGAGCCAUGGGCAACAGGCUGGCGGCAUCGUGUCGUGCUGGCUGCCUAUUCACAUUGAUCGCACUCCUGGCGGUGCUUCUGAUUUAA
Molecule: messenger RNA, 2244 nt
Organism: Colletotrichum lupini
Lineage: Eukaryota; Fungi; Ascomycota; Sordariomycetes; Glomerellales; Glomerellaceae
Product: threonine aspartase
Exons: 6
Coding region: 1-2244 (747 amino acids)
Biological process (GO): protein maturation
Molecular function (GO): threonine-type endopeptidase activity
Source: RefSeq, a predicted model, not a curated record